This is a messenger RNA of Talaromyces amestolkiae, 612 nucleotides long. RefSeq lists its product as uncharacterized. Gene Ontology annotation, cellular component: membrane. NCBI's taxonomy places the organism in Eukaryota, Fungi, Ascomycota, Eurotiomycetes, Eurotiales, Trichocomaceae. The coding region runs from base 1 to 612 and encodes 203 amino acids. The transcript is spliced from 2 exons. The record is from RefSeq and is a predicted model, not a curated record.
AUGACGCUCUUCAGCACCAUCAUGCUCUCCCUCCUGGGGUUCGGUCUCGCCUCCUCCAUCACAGAGCUGGGUAUGGUCGCCUACGGCGUCUGGUUCUACGGCCAAUCCGUCACCUACGAGUACUACUGCGGCUACUCGAUCUGCGACGAGACUGUCAAGGGUCACGUCCCCGAUGUCGUCUCCUUCCUCAUGUUUGCUGCUGUCUGGUCCACUCUCGUCACUGCCGUUGCCAUUGGUCUUCCUCUCUGGUACCACACGCGUGACGGCCACCACCACAACAAAUGGCUUGCUCCAACUUUGAUUGUGCUCUACUUCUUGACCUGGGUGUUCUGGUUGGCCGGUUUUGCUUACUUGGCUUAUCUUAUUGGAUCAAAUGGCACUGGUAUUAUCGCCGCUAUUCUCGCUUUUGCCAUCAUCAACUGGCUCCUAUACACGGCCAUUUUCAUUUUCAGCUUCCUGGCCAUCUUUGACGUCAUGCAGGGUGAAUGGCCCGGCUACCUCGUCAUGAAGGGACGCGAUUCCAGCGCUGGUCCCGCCGCCAACGAAACGACUGCUUAUAGUGGUGCUCCCGCCGAACCCAAGUACGAGGGCAACCAUGAACUUACUGCUUAG